Messenger RNA from Mya arenaria, 662 nucleotides. RefSeq lists its product as uncharacterized. Gene Ontology annotation, biological process: immune response. The transcript has 3 exons. Bases 1 to 561 code for a protein of 186 amino acids. The record is from RefSeq and is a predicted model, not a curated record. Gene Ontology annotation, cellular component: membrane. Gene Ontology annotation, molecular function: tumor necrosis factor receptor binding. Lineage: Eukaryota; Metazoa; Mollusca; Bivalvia; Myida; Myidae.
AUGUCUGCCGAUCCUCAUGCCAAAAAGGGGGAGGGCGGUGGCAAAUUAUCAUGUCAAUCUGUCGGAGAAUCGGUUAUCACCGACUGUGAGUUGCAGGGGAUCAAAACGCCUACAGCCAAGCUGGUUGGAGUGGUAGAUAGCGUACCAAGUGAUAUAGUCCAAGGUCAUUCAAAACUUCGAUGGAACAAAAACAGCCGCACAUUUACCGAAAACAAAUGCAUUCAUCUCGACCUUGAGGGAGAAAUCUUCAUCAAAAGACCAGGCUACUACAUAGUAUCUUCAACGCUACAUGUUAAUGCCACAGGAACGAACAAUACAACAGCAACAUUCAGUCACAGCCUUAAUCUGCUGUCCCACAAAUUUGGAACAACUGGUGUGCUUAUGCAACGCCAAAAAUCUAUAAAAGAAUCCGACAAUGAUAUUUUUACAAGUUUUAUAUCCGCGGUUUUUAAGCUCUAUUUGUACGAUAGGAUAUCUGUAUCUGCCAGCGAUCCAAACUUUUUAGCUCAUAACGAUUCUAAUGACCAUUUCAUGGCAUACUACACGUACGACAUGUCUUAAAUUCGAGUUCCUGCUCAUAUAGAAACCCAUCCGUUCCACUUGUCCAUAGCAAAAUAGUUUGUAUCGGACAGCACGGAUUAUAUUUUGUCUGUCUAUAAACA